AUGCGUUCUAUGUGGCCGGGCAUCUAUGGCAAUGCUGGAGGUUCUCCAGUUGUGGUGUCUAAUAUGCGUAAGCGUGCAGUCCAAGCAUCACGAUUUAUGUUGCAGAUGAUGCAGGCCCCCUUGUAUGCUAAACUGACUGAAAAUGAGGGUGAAAAUUGUAAUACACAAUCAACUGAAACUGUAGAUGGCUCUUUGCAACCUUCAUUUGAAUGUUCAGACGAGGGACUUGGUAUUCGCAUCGCUGCUGAGGUCGCAAGCUUCACUACAAAGAAGACACCGGCUGAGAGGUCAUAUGUUUCAGCACUAUGUAGAAUACUUGUCUUGCUCCAUUUUCGGGUAUCAGAACAAGGUGCAAUAAAAUUAAUGAGGAAACUCUUGAACCGCGUGGCUGAAACUGUAUCAGCAGAGAGAGACCUUGUAAAGGAGUUGAAGCAGAUGGCUGAACGUCUCAAGUCAGUAGAUAAGCAACCAGACGAGGAGCUAUUGGAGGAUCAAGCAAAACUUAUUUUGGGGACAUUGGGAAUCGAUAUCAACUUGAAUGUUGACUGCCCCGCCGCAAUGCCACAAACACCAGCCCCACUACAACCAACCAAACCAUCUCGUUCUAGAAGACGAGUAAGGCGUGAAGACUCUUCUGAUGAAGAAGCCUCACCGACCACUGUUGUGCAGACUGCUCCUUGCACUAUAGGCAGCCGCUCACAGAGGGCUAGCAAGACUGCAGCCCUGACAAAAAUGACUGCGAAUGUAGCCGUUAGGAUUGAUGAAUAUGACGAUGAAGCAGAAGAAGACUCUGAGGUAACAUCAGAGGAAGAUUCUGAUGACUCUGUCCCUUAUGCUGAAUGA
Messenger RNA from Dovyalis caffra, 843 nucleotides. The record is from the annotation of a GenBank genome assembly. Lineage: Eukaryota; Viridiplantae; Streptophyta; Magnoliopsida; Malpighiales; Salicaceae.